Molecule: messenger RNA, 3883 nt
Organism: Mycena citricolor
Lineage: Eukaryota; Fungi; Basidiomycota; Agaricomycetes; Agaricales; Mycenaceae
Source: the annotation of a GenBank genome assembly
UUCAGUCGUGAUCAUGGGAUUGGGGUUCUUUCUCUCUCCGUUUCCCUCCACCAUGUACGCCCAACACCGUCGGCACACCCAGGCAUGGCUUCCCGAGUCUACGCUCAUCUUCCCCUCACCCAACGCCGAGCUCCUUUCCGAUGACGCCGAGUCUGAAUCCGAGGACUCGUUCACACUACUUGAGGGUGAUAGCUCGCUAUCGCUGGACUCUGGACUUUGGACCAGCGCCACCGCAGAGUCAGAGACAUCUCCAUCACCCCCGAGCCCCCAGUCGGUCCAUCCUUCGCGCUCCUCUCCUCCAAGCCCAGCGCCCAAAGUCCAGCCACGCAUCUUCCUGUUCUCGCUUCUGUGCCAUCUCUUCGCGGACGAGAGCACGCGACAUCUGCUGGAGCCAUGCCCUGGAAGCGAGCCUGUCGCCUCCUCACUCUUUCCUGGUCCAGCUCUCGCGCUGCCAGUGGAAGCUGCUCCCGAAGAAAACCGAGGACCGCGGCGUCUUCGAGCACAAACAUCACCAUAUCGUUCGCUUCGCGAUGGGCUAAGAACGAUGGCGGACUCGGAGGUCACAUUCCAGACUCUUUGAGCCUCUUCGGUCCAGAUGCUAAAACCUUUCUCGUCCCUCUAUCUCUUUCUUCUCUCUGGGCUCUCGUGUGACGCAGUCAGAAACAGUGUAUUCUCAUACAACAUGGACAUCCCAUACACAGUACUCGCAGUAACAAAUGUAAACCACACCCACCAUGUCUGCGCUUAUCCACAACGUCGAUGUUCUUGCUGAAAGUGUAGAGUCCGCUCUGAACGUGUCUGCUUUCCGCAAACUCGGUGCGGUCAAAAGAAGGAACUUCGCCGUGGACCUUGCGCUGAUAGCACUGGGAUGCCGGUGCGCCGCACGACCUGGCCCGAUCCAAGUCCGUCGAUGACGCGCGCAUUUAUAGCCCGGCUUAUCUCGUGGAUGCCAUCGCAGCUCGGGAUCCGGAAACCUUAUACCCCGGUCUUCUCGAAGACCUCCGAAAAGUACGCCAACCACGCAUUCUCUGCUAUGCACGUCUCCGCUCAUCGGCACAUGUGAAGAGCCACGCGGAAUUUCGCGCGGUGGAGCAUGUCUUUGAAAGCAGCUCACAGCAAUCGUUCUUCGUGAACUGCGAUACGCUGCGGCGACACCUCUGCGAUGGUUUGCUGAGCGAUGUCGCGUUCAUACAGCUUCAGCAGAGCCCGCUCCUGGUGCGCCUCGAGUCGUGAUGCCUGCGAGAUCCCAUUGGCUCACGAGCACAUAGAUGCACGAGCCCCCUCCCGAAAUCCAAGACACGAUUGAGGCGCUGCUCGCCAGUACACCACCUCGUUGGACCGACGAUCUCGACCCGCAGACGAUCAUCCCCGUUGCAGCGAUCCUGCUGGGAUACCCCGUAGCAUACGUUCCUGUGCAGAUGCACGGCGCGUUUCUGGCGGGCGUGCCGCUGGACGUCUACUCGUGCAUUGUGCGCAACGGAACAACUCUAGACGGGCACACGUUCUUGAAGUUCUCCUGCCCGGCAGAUCUCGCAGUGGCUCAUCCUGAAUCUCUUGGGGUAAAUUCGAUCGUGGAGAAGUUGAAGCGGCGAUUCAAGAGUAGAUUAGAGGAGGAAAGGUUGUCGAUGACUGUAGAGGUGACGAGGGAAAUCAUGGACAGAGUUGCGUUGUAAUAGUGCUGACAUCACUUGCUUGCGAUGGUAGAUAUUGAUGGAUGCCUUCUCACGCCCACUCUUCUUGGACGGCGCAGUCCUGUUCAAGCCUGUCAGGACCUAUCUAACAUCGAGUCGCAUAUGUCCCCAUCUACGUGAUGAUCAUCUUCUGCUGCGUCAAUUGCACUUCGAAACAGUCAAGUGGCGUCAUUCUGCACUCACUAUGGCGUAUUUUCGACCGGUCUUGCGACUCUUAUCGAACUGGAGGUGCAGCCUGCAUGUCACGCCCCUCUGUUCCGCCGGCAAAUGUCGAAUUCAAACCUCGGUCGUGAGAUCCCCGGCCCACCGCCCGCUGCUUAUUACCGCCACAGGCUUGGUCAGCGCUUGCACGUGCGGCGCUUUCUCAUCCUCACCAUGGGUCACGUCGUUGACGGAUUCGCGGCGAGGUUCUGGCGUCUUCUGACUGCUGACUACACCGAGGCUAUUUAAAUGGCCUCUCGCUGCGUCCAGCCGUCAAGCACACAUCCACUCGCACCCACCUUUACCUCACACCAGCCAUGUCGCAUCCCGUCGAUAUCGAAUCCAUUUCCCAGUGGAACCAGGUCAUGGAAGCCGCCGAAGCCGCAGGAAAGACCGUGAUUGUUGAUUUCAAGGCGGCGUGGUGUGGCCCCUGCAAGAUGAUUGCACCACGUUUCGAAGCACUGGCCGCGCAGAAUCCGCACGUCCAAUUUGUCGAAGUGGACGUGGACGACCAACCCGCGAUCGCCCAGGCCCUCCAAGUCUCUGCUAUGCCGACGUUCUUCGCCAUCAAGGACAAAGCUGUGGUUGCAAUGGUUCGGGGCGCGGAUACGCAAAGUCUGACCCGCAUGAUCAAGCAGCACGGCGGUCCCAAUCCCCCUGUUCCGACGGAGAAGACUGCACCAGCAGCUGCAGCAGAGCCACAAGAGUCUGAGCCGGCAGUAGCCAAGGCGUGAUGCGUCCUGUCCAUAUCCUUAGCAUACUUUGCAUCCCAUCUUCUGUAUCAGUAGUUCCCGCUCUAUAUAUGUACCGUACCAUUGGCGCCUGCUGUGUGCGCCGACUGCUGUUGAGCCAUCAGAUUCACUGUCUGAGACGAUCAAGUACUGGGCGGUGUCUUUGGCAGAUGUGCUACCGCUGUGUGUUGAUCCCGCGCAUGCUCGACAGAUAAAAGCAGAACAGCACGCGCCGUCUUCCACAUUCCGAUGUUUGUUCCACUCGUCAGUACACGCAGGCUAUCUAAGCGCCGUACCAAAGGAGGCGGUGGCGCAGAGGAGGGGGGGAGCACCGGCGCUGGAUCGUCAGAGAGCGGCUCCGCGGGAGGGAGCGCAGAUGCGGGGGGCAGCAUCAGUAGCCCCAGCUCUGGAUCCUCAUCAAGUCACGACUCCCCAGGAGGGAGCACCAACUCGGCAGGCGAGGCUGGCCCUUCGUUUCCCAUUAGCAGCGGGGGUGGUUCGGGAAAAACGGCAGUGCCGUACGGAGGCGGGGGCGGGCAGGUCGUCACCAUCGCUGCUGGCCAGCCGUUUUCCGGGCGCCAAGAAGGAGGCGGGACGCGCGGUGACAUUUUCGGUUCGAGAACGUAUGGAAGCGGAUAUCCCGGGACGUCUGGCGCAGAUGUGUCUGGGCGCGGAUUCCCGUAUUUCUUUUGGCCUUUGAGCUUCGGGCGCCCUCACCUACACUCAAACCAAGAAUAUGGACGGGCCGACAACAGCAGCCGGCCUGGGGGAGCGAUGAGCACGGCGGCCUUCCAAUCCAACGGCCCGAACGUGACUGUCUUCCGGAUCCUCUCCGACAGCACCACGACCAACGCACUCAUCACCGCCUUGCAAGCCAAUUGCUCGUCCUCGCUUGUUCCCUCCACAAGCGUUACCGCGUCGCCGUACAACGAGACGUCGACAGCACCACCCCAGCCAGAGCAGGUGAUCCAGUAUUACCGCGCGAGCAGCAUCGCUCUGAGCCUGGACGGAUACAACAACUCUGCCGUCUUCCAGGGCGCGGGCGCCCCAGACACUGCCCUUCCUGCAGGAAUCGACACGAAGCUCUUGGAUUGCCUGAACCAGACGAUCGGGCUCAGCGCACCCUUGGUGCUCAACGUCGACGCAACUGCGUCCAGUAGCGCCGGAGAAAACGCCAACGGCGGGCAGCAGGCAGGGAUUUCGUUUUCGGGCUUCACGUUGCUGCUUGUUACAUUUGUGAUAUCAUUAUGUAAUACGUGA